Molecule: messenger RNA, 1085 nt
Organism: Myodes glareolus (Bank vole)
Lineage: Eukaryota; Metazoa; Chordata; Mammalia; Rodentia; Cricetidae
Product: translation machinery-associated protein 7
Source: RefSeq, a predicted model, not a curated record
CACCUCUAAAGAGGGCUCGGGAGUAGUAAGCUCCGUUUCCGGCUUAGAAUCAGGGUCUGGAGAAGGGGGUGUUUGGAGGCGCCAUGUCGGGCCGGGAAGGUGGCAAAAAGAAGCCCCUGAAACAGCCCAAGAAGCAGGCCAAGGAAAUGGAUGAGGAAGAUAAGGCUUUCAAGCAGAAACAAAAAGAGGAGCAGAAGAAACUCGAGGAGCUAAAAGCCAAGGCCGCGGGGAAGGGACCCCUGGCCACAGGUGGAAUUAAGAAAUCUGGCAAAAAGUAAGCUGUUCCUCAUAUCUGAGAUGAUGGUGACCCUCUUCCAUUCCUAUUUAAACAUCUGGAUUCCCUGCCAUAACAUCUUUGCCAUCUACAGCUAGAAUGAAGUGUUAUCCUGGAGCCUGUUAAACAUCUGGAUUCCCUACUAUAACAUCAUUGCCACCUACAGUUAGAAUGAAGUGUUAUCCUGGAGCCUGUUGUACAUUGUAAUAAACUUUUGUAAAAAAACAAAUAAUAAUAAAAUAAAUAAUAAAAAAAAAAACAAACAAACAAAAAAAAAAAGAGGGCUCGGGUGACUCUGCAGCCCUAGGUUCAUUUCACAGAAUCCUUGCUUAGCUGAUACAGCUAGCCUAGUCCAACCUUUAGUGAGCGAGGGGACCUGAAGCAGGCAGCCAGCUAUACGAGAGACACUGCUUCCAGGGGUUUUAUGAGAGCAAACAAUUUUGUAGUUUUUCCCAUUUUAUUCUCACAUAUCCUCAGAUGACCAGAAUAGUCACUGCAUUGUGGAAGUCAGCAUAUCUUCCCUGAGUUAUGAAUACUGAACUUCUGAUUAAGUAAUUUUUUCUCAUCUGAGUUGAUGAGACCCAGGUAGUAGUUGUGGGGUUUUCAGCACUGUAAAUGUACCUUUGUAUCUAGGUUUUUAUGGUCUUAUCCUCUUUUGAAAGUUGCUGUUAAACUCUUCCUGCCAUGUUCUGCAUAAUUUUAUUUACCGCUCAUUCCACAGUGGCUAACGACAGCGCUCCAGAGCAUGCCCUGAGGCCUGGCUUCUUGUCCACCUUCGCCCUUGCGACAGAUCAAGGCAGCAAACUCGGAC